Molecule: messenger RNA, 5128 nt
Organism: Numida meleagris (helmeted guineafowl)
Lineage: Eukaryota; Metazoa; Chordata; Aves; Galliformes; Numididae
Gene: IL15
Product: interleukin 15
Exons: 9
Coding region: 730-1242 (170 amino acids)
Biological process (GO): neutrophil activation; positive regulation of cytokine production; positive regulation of tyrosine phosphorylation of STAT protein
Cellular component (GO): extracellular region
Molecular function (GO): cytokine receptor binding; cytokine activity
Source: RefSeq, a predicted model, not a curated record
CUGAUGAGUCAUUAGAUGACUGCCAGUGGGGGCAAAUUUCACCUCCCAUGCCUGCACAUCAGUUUAUAAAGUGAUAUUAACCCUCCAUUUAACCCUCCAUAGUGAGACAGUCUACAAGGACCACGAUACAGUGAUCACACCUACAUGCUGUCAUGUGAAUGUCCCUAGAAAGCACGAAUUUUGUCUGCUUCGAGAAGAGGAGGAAUUACAGCAAAAAGCUGCAGCUUUCAAAUUCAGCAAGUCUUUGGAGUUCUGGCUGGGAGAACAAACUUAUGCUACAAAGAGGACUGUACAAGGGCACAAACUAUGUGCUUCCCACCUUUUAUGGAAUAAGACGUAGCAUGCAUAACUGUUGUUACUUGAGACAGUAAGCAGCUGCUCUUCAUACUUGCCUGCCUCCUAAAUUGGAGAUAUACUCGACUCCUUGUUGUUUUUCUUUUUUUCACCAAGUUCAAGCAUUGCUCAGAAAUGGAGUUGGGAAAUCUGCUCCCUGUGGUGAGAAUAAUUUCCACAGUGUAUUAUGUAUAACCACAGUCCUAAACUAUUAUAUAACAACUGAAAGUAAAACAGAAUGGAGCAGGGGGUGGAGCACUGAGUGCUGUCACCAGUACAAACUUUAUCCCAGUUUCCGUAUCAACUUGCUACAUAGAUUUCCGAGGCUUGUACCACAAUGUACUUGCCUGAUCCAGAUUCUGUUCUUCUGUUCUGAGUGACGUUCCAGUGAGCAAGAUGCUGGAGAUGGCACAGCCAACACAAAACUCCGCUGGAGCAUGCAGUAGGUUGGAGAAUCAGAAAACACACCUGAAAAUUAUAUGUCUGCAGUACCACCUAUAUCUUCUUUUGAACAGCCAUUUCUUUUGCCUUUUAAAGAAUAAGACUGGACUAACCAUCAUCUUCCUAUGUGCUUAUGUACCGAAGACAGAAGCAAAUCACUGUAAGUGGUCAGAAGUUCUGAAAGAUUUGGAGCAGAUCAAGACAUCCAAAGACAUUGAUGUCAGUUUAUAUACGGCAAACACAGACGAGGAUAAAGAAUGCCAAGAACCUGUAAUGAGGUGUUUUUUCUUAGAGAUGAAAGUGAUUCUUCAUGAAUGUAAUAUCAAAAAAUGUAGUAGAACACAGGAUGUAUUCAACAUAUGGAAAAAUGGAAAUGCAAGAUUUGAAAGUAACCAGGAGACUACCUUUCAGAAGAAAGAAUCGUGCUUCUUGCUGCAGUCACUCCUGAUAUUAUGGCUAAGGCAGUGAUAAUUCUGAGUUAUUUUGUGAAUUGCAACAAAACCAUUUACAAGAAGAAAGAAAUAUGAGGGAGGGAUCAUAAUGCUGUUACUCUCUUUGUAUUGAAAUAUCCCUGGAAAGGCAACCAAAAGUAGAGUCAUACUGUGCUAUGCAUUAUACAAAUACAACACAGUAGAUAGAUGAGCCUCCUGAAGAGAUUACAGUCCCAGUAAUUUACAAAGAUUGGUGAGUAACUGAUAUUGAAUACUGUGAUUUUCUUUCUGGAUAUAUUAAGACGAGAUGACUGAAUAUCUCACCUGAAUUAUUUUAAUUGAAGGAGUAAUACUUCACGUCACUAAUGCAAAGGAAUGAAUUUUUGGUAAUCCAGCAAAACCUAAAUGUCAAGCUCCCGUCAACAUCUAUCAGGAAACAAUGUUUCUCAUACAGAAGAGUUACUGCUCCUUGCAGCUUCUGUUCAGUGGUUAAUACCCAGGAGCUGUGUUUAAAAUAACCAAACACCAUCACUUACAUUUCAUGCUUUUCAUAUUUAGCAGAUUAGAAGAAACCCAUCGUGAAGAAGUUAAUAGCCCAUUGCACACAUUCCUGUCCUAAAGAAGGACAAAAUCAAGCCAAAAGGAACACUGCUAGUCCUAUCAACCCAACAAUGUCUGUAAAAAGUUUUCAUUCUCCUUUCUCUUACGCUUAGUAUUACAAGAAGCAUUGUUAGUAGAAUAAAGCCCGUGUAUUCUUCAAAAUGUCCGUAGAGAAAAAUCAGAUUUGUUUUGCACAGGGACUUUAAUCCAUGUCCUUUGUGUAAAGUUGUACUGUAGUCAGAUUAAAAUCUAAUUAGACUUCUUCAAGAUCACAGAUAAUCUAAUUAAACUCUUUUUUUCCUGUUUCAUAUCUCAUUGAUUUCCACAAAAAGGAAACAACAAUGCAAGCAUCUGGGAUUUUAUGAUCCCAGCGGGAACUUUGCCACCAAUAUUAGUGGGCCCAGCAUGAACAAAUCAAUACUCAAGUGAUUUCUUUUGCUUUUCAUUCCUCACCACUGGACCUGCUUGUAUUUCCUUAACAGUUGUACAAACCUGAAACAUUGAUCUCUCCCUCAGCUCCUCAGCCAGUUUCCAUAAUGACUUCAUUACAAGCUUACUCUCUGAGGAGUCUUCUGUUGGUUUUCUUAUCCUCCUGCUCAAUUAUUCUUCUCAAUUCUUGAACUGAGUAGCGAUCACAUCAAUUCAGUUACAAACCCAAAGAAAAUACUACAUUUCAGACAGACUUUAAAAACAAAAUUUUCUACUGAUUUAAUUGAUCUCUUAAAUCUAACCUAAAUUUCUGUAGAUGUUUUAUCUUAUACAGUCUAAGUUAAAUGCCAGUUAUCCUAAGUUUUACUGAGGAUUAAGGUUAUCUUCCCCUACCUGGGAACUAAUUUACUUACUUCUAUUACUUACACACAGCUUAGUCACCGUUUAAGGGUAAUGGUUACAAACAUCUCUACCUUAAUCUGUCGAAAUAAGCAUUUAGUGAAACAAGUGAAAGAAGAAAAUGUUGCAGUUUGUGCUAUUUUUAAAAUAGCUACGUGGGAUGGUUCUAAUUAUGAAAAUGAGGAAGAUCAUAUUGGAGAUAAAUGGGUAUUUUGUACUUAGAGUAAUAGAUCAAUCCUGUUUUAUCCCAUGGUGUUGUAUUAGGUGAAUAACGGAGCACUUGGGUUGUAACGUGGAAGGCCCUUCCCCAAGGUGCUUGCUAUUGGUUGUCCUACUUACUUGAACCCGUGUGGUAAGACGGGGAGGCUGUACUUCUUUGUUUUCAUAACAAAGUGUAUAACUACCCCAUAUAUGGCUUUUUGGAAGUGAGUGGCCAGAGCGGGAUAUUCAAUAUGAUUGGCCAGGGGCCCGCAUGAGCUUCUGGAACAGUCUAGUAAAAGAUAAGAAAUACUAUAUAGUUCUGUAACUUUUACCAAUAAACGCCAUUUUGCUGUUCAUCAUAUUGGUGCCUGUAUGCAGUAUUUGGCCCGGACCAGACUUUCGGUCUCAGCGUGCGAGGAUGAAAUACAGAGGGUUGCCUGCAUUUGGUUACACCAUGGCCUGUCCAAUGGGGAAAGAAGCAGAAUAUUUUAUGGGAAAAGAAGGCAUUUGAAUCAAGUUGGAGGACUACAGAGUGUCUCUCUGAGAAUUUUGCCAUUUCAUAACAGUGAAAAGAGGAUAUGAUUAAGCAUUUGAUGAUUGGUUGAGUAAGCAAGCAAGCAUAAAAGCAGAGCUGAAGUGUAAGAGCAGGAAGUGAUUUGUAUCACUUCUAACUUUCCUGAGAACCCAGUUGCAGUGUAAAGCAUAUAUUCAGGAUGGGUUUGGCCUGCCCUCCAAAGGCUUAUGGUCUCAGCACACAGUUUCUGCUUCCUACACAGAUGUUAUUUCCUUCUUUCUUCAGUAUCAAGAAGAUGAUUCAAAGCUGAAGCUACUGCAAUUAUUGGUACACAUGAGCAGCAAAUGGGUCAUAGAGAACAUCCCAGACAAACAUGUGCAUGUAAAGGAACAUUUGCAACCUAGCAUUUUUGUCAUAAGCUGGGCAAGAACAAGCUGAAGGCUUGCAGACAAGUUUCAGUCUGAGUGUAUCUUUGGUGAUAUUUGAAACUUUAGAUCUGGUUCAAAUUGUCAAACAAAAUAUAUAUUGUCGAAAACACAUUUAAUCCUGACAUUUUUUUUUCACCAGAAAACUGUACUAAAGAAAAAGAUUUUUAAUAUGUAUUUUCCAAAUUGUUUAUGACUUUUCAACAGAUGAAAUCAUGUUAUGUCACUGAAAUUCAAAUGCCUUAAUCAAAAACCUGGAAACACACAUAUAUAGUGACCACCCAUCAUUCAAAUUUGUCAAAGGAAAUAAAGAUUACGUUUUAGUAUUUUGUCACCUAACUCCAUUCAGAAUAACUUCUGGUCAUUCAAAUCUUCAGUGUGACAGAAUAUGCUUCAAGAUUCACUGAAAUCAGUGGAUCUGUUCUAAACCAUUUUAAUGAGGCUUCCACCAGAUCUCAUGUACUACAAAAUUAUUAGAUGCAUUUGUUUCUCAAACCUAAAAAGCACUAUUUUUUUCUUUUUGAAGCAGACAGAAGAAUUCACUUGCUGCCAUGGACAACUCAAAGCAUAAUCUAAUUUCAUUUGUUCCUUGACUGAAGUUCUCUUUUCGUUCUUUAUACGUUGUACACCUUGCAAGUACAGCCCUUGUAGACGUAAUUACAAAUUCCUUGACUUGUUCCUUUUAUAUUUAUAAAACCAUAAUUUUUGCAUUGCACGUAUAUGGACCUAGUUCAAUUUCUUAAUAUUAACAACUUUUGAUUUUUUUUUUUAAAUAGUUCGAUAUUCUUCAAUUCCUUCUGCUUACAGAACAAACCUGACUUUCAGUGAUGCUCCGUAAAAAAGAUAAUUACAUCAACAUAAAAGCAGGAAAAAGCUCAGUCAGCUCCCAUGAUCCCUGAAUGGCUAAUUUCUGUUGUAGUAAUGGUACUGACCUGGCUGCAACUGUGUAUCAAGGUACCUGCACUCUGAAAAACUGAGCUGUAAACUGACUAUCACAUAAAGAAGAAAAUGUUUAUGCUUAUUUACUUCCUCUAAGGAACUAGCCCAACACGUUGUCUAAAAAGUUCACUUCAUUCUGCAUUGUUGAAAGACAAUCUCAGUGUAAAUUAACUAUUUUUUGUUGGUUUUGUUCAUUGCUUGAUAUUUUUUUAUGAGCAACCUUAUGAGGUUUUUUUUUGGGUGCUGAAUUUCUUUAUACCUCAUUCAACUAAAUUCUUGCUAAGUAUCUCUGUUCCAUCUGAUGAGAACUUCAGAGGAGUUGAGAGAGUAGUAAAGACAAGGUCACAAGUUUAUGCACUGAUUUUUUUUUUUUUUAAGAUAACUGACUUCUAAAAAUUAAUACAUCUCAAAUAUGA